AUGUCUCGACACAGUUAUUCGUACUCCACGGCAACCACCGCCAGACAUAUGACAACCCACGGCACCAGUAGUGCCUUCAGCAGCUCUGCCAAUCCAGAUGAAGACUGGACAAAGAUCUCCGAUCUUGCUGAGCGGAGAAGAAUUCAGAACCGUAUUGCUCAAAGAAACUACCGCAAGAAGCUCAAGAGACGUCUCGAAGACCUUGAGCGUAGAGCCGGUUCCUCAUCAGCUUCCCCACCUCAAACGCAUGCGGAGCUUCAUCAACAGCCAGAGCGCAUCAACGAGAAUCAACAAUACAGAAGGAGCCCAGAAGAAGUACAACGACAAGUCUCCCCAAGACUUUUGCCUAGCCAAUACACACCUCCUAUGCACAGCGAUGACGAGAUCAUCUUUUCUCAACAUUUCGAUCGUGAUGGAUCGAGAACACCCCCUCUAUUCACAUAUCAUACAUACCCUGCUCCAGAGGAAAUUUCAUACCCACCAUACCCACAUUCGCAGCCAUAUCGUGCAGUUUCCGACAGUGACCGAUCAGAGGCAUCAUACCAACAUUACAUGGCACCUGUGCCGGUGACCUUGCCUUCCAUGAUGCAUUUCAACGACGCAGUCAAGCGAGAACCUGAAAACACCAUGAGUCCAUACAAUAUGAGCUACCAAGGCUUGCCAGCAAUCGAUAUUCAUUCACACCACGGAUAUGAUAAUCCUCAUACGCCACCUCUAUCACAUUCUUAUGAGCAUUCUACCACAUGUUCUGAGGGCGGAUACCAAUAUCCCACUACCCCCCUUUCCAUGCCUCCUUCGCCUCGCAUGAUGCCGCAGCUCAUCUCCACACCGAGAUUUGAUCUGCGAGGUCAUUUAUCUCCGUGCUACCAGUUGCAGCCUCGGUCAAGAGAUUCCGUGGGUGUCAGUGUCAGUGUCAUUGUCAUUGUUAGUGUUGGUGUUGCUUUUGUUGGUACUGUAGUGUUGUUGGAUCAAGCAUUAGAAUCAGAAUUAGAACUUAACUUUAGUAUCUCAAAAUUGACUCUAUCUAUGGAUCUCUUCGGUAGCUCAAAGCCCUGGUCGGCCGUCGAUUGGACCUCAAGUGAUGACCGAGUUCGAGGCGGAGCCUCACAAUCUUAUCUCAAAUGUUCCACGUCCUAUUCUGAGGCUACAUUCAACGGUACACUCGAUAUCAAGACCCUAGGGGGUGCAGGUUUCGCAUCCCAAAGAACGACUGGAGACCAUACUUGGGACCUUUCAACCUAUGAUGGAAUUCUACUCGAUCUGGGAAAGAGUGACCAGAAACAAUACACUUUCAUCGUCAAAGACGAAUCACUUCCAAAAAGUCCUGAUGGCAGAGAACAAAGUACGAUUAGCUGGGAGUUUGACUUUAAGGGUCCUGCAGAUCAUUCAUUGGUUUUCGCAAAGUGGGCAGAUUUGAAGCCCACUUAUAGGGGGCGAGAAAAGAAAGAUGCCAGUCCUUUAAAUUUGAAGAAUAUCCAAAGAUUUAGUAUUAUGAUGCGGAGCUUUUUCGGCAGUCAAGAAGGGGAUUUUUCUUUGGCCCUCAUCUCUAUAUCCGCCACAAAAAACAAAGAGAGUAUUGACACACCAUAUCGAGAUGAUCCCGAUGAGAGACAUCACACGAACCUAAAUACCAGAAAGGGUGAAGAAAUCCCUACAACACGGCAGAGUUGGUUGGGCUGGUUCUUUGGAUCAUGCAAUAUAUCAUAG
Messenger RNA from Sclerotinia borealis F-4128, 1707 nucleotides. The record is from the annotation of a GenBank genome assembly. NCBI's taxonomy places the organism in Eukaryota, Fungi, Ascomycota, Leotiomycetes, Helotiales, Sclerotiniaceae.